Messenger RNA from Cryptomeria japonica (Japanese cedar), 2282 nucleotides. Its product is annotated as probable plastid-lipid-associated protein 14, chloroplastic. Gene Ontology annotation, molecular function: ATP binding; protein kinase activity. The record is from RefSeq and is a predicted model, not a curated record. NCBI's taxonomy places the organism in Eukaryota, Viridiplantae, Streptophyta, Pinopsida, Cupressales, Cupressaceae. Gene Ontology annotation, biological process: protein phosphorylation. Bases 134 to 2068 code for a protein of 644 amino acids. The transcript is spliced from 13 exons.
AAGACGCCUCUUUCGCACUUCCCAUCGUCCCCACUACACACUCCACACGCCAGGGACACGUCCCUAGUCCGCUAGGCCUUUCCAUGCUACAACAUCACUGUUGUAAUGAUUAUUGUUAUUCAUUGGGGACAACAUGGCGGCGGUGGCAUUAGCAAGGGGAGGCGGAGGAGCAGGAGCAGGAGCAGUGGUGUUGUCUCCUGUUCCUGGUGGGCAUAGGAGAGCCAACAGCCGGCGCAGGACAAUCCGCUGCUUCACUCUCCUUGACGAACAAGACUCGGGUUUGGGAGUGGCACAAUUUAAGAUGUCUGAUUUCGAGCUAUGCAGUCAGGUCAGCAUAGGCCUUGCUGGCAGGAGAGAUGAAGUGGUGUUUGAAGCUAUUGUAAGGAAUUCUGAAAGCCCUCUGCAAAAUUCAAGAGUGGUCUUGAGGCAGCUUGCAGGUAGUCAUGCACAACGCAGGGGACGGCGUGCUUUACAAGUUCUGAGAAAGCUUGCCCGGCGGCAAUAUAUGUACGAGUCUUAUGCCACUCGAAUUCAUGGAUACAUACCCCCGCACGAGAGUGGACGUGAAUGCACAUUCACUUUGGUCCAUGGAUAUUAUGGCAGCUACUCCCUUGAGCAGUGGCUGCUUCAGGCAGAUUGGCUCCCUGCCUUAGAAGGGAAGCUUGCUUUAGAUGAAGAGUGCGUCAAGAGAGUGGGAGACGACACUACUGGAGGACCCACAGUGUCGCGCCAAUUGCGCCUCAUCCGAAUGUUAAUGAGAGACCUUCUCAUUGGGGUGAACUAUUUGCACAGCCACGGACUUGCCCACACAGAGUUACGAUUGGAGAAUGUUCACAUAAGUUGUGUCGAUAGACAUAUUAAGGUAGGGAUACUAGGAAAUGCUGCUGAUUUCUAUGAUAAGAGUUCAAACUACAGGUCACUUGAUGGCAAUAUUGAGAGACGAAAACUCAUGAUUGCUUUUGAUAUUAGGUGUGUGGGAUUUAUGAUGGCUAAAAUGGUGUUGCGAGAGCUCAUGGAUCCUUCCAUAUUCAUGAAAUUCAAAUCCUUCUUAACAGUGGAAAAUAAUUCUUCAAGCUUGCGUGAAUUUCUGUUGCCUAUUAUUUACAAAAAGACACCUGCAGGAAGUAUUGGUUUACAAAUACUGGAUAGGGACUGGGGUGCAGGUUGGAAUCUUUUGGCAUUGAUGCUUGCGACAAAGCCUUCGGAUCGUAUAAGUUGCUUGAAUGCUUUACGGCAUCCUUUUUUGUGUGGACCAAGAUGGCGAGUUGAACCUUCUGUUUGUAUCAUCCGGUGGGGCUUAGGUUCAACAGCUGUGCGCAUUACAGAGGAGUACAUAUAUGGUCUUCACCAGCGCAACAGAUUGGCACACUUCAUUGACCUAAUGGAAAGAUUGAAUCCUAAUGCAGAUCCAAAGAACUGGCAUGCCUUGCUGACUGGAAAAUGGCGUUUAUUGUAUCAUACAGGGAGGCAAAUAGGCCUAACACUUCGGCAGGCUUUUCCAAGAGUUCUCAUAAGGAAUGUGUAUCUUAAUGUUUUUUCAACUGAAGAUGGCAAUAACAGAUUUUCUAUGGAAUCAAAUAUUAAUUUUACCUCCAUGGUUUAUGCACAUUGGCCCCAUGAUAAAAGUGGCAAAGAAGGAAAUCUGCAUAUAUGUUCAAAUAUUGAAUUGGGAAGAGUGGACAGGAUCUAUCAAACAAAAACUGUUCAGGAGAAGAAAAUAGAAGAGAAUGAGAGAUUGUUAAAAACAUCUCAAGGACAGAUGAGAAAAAAAACUUCUCGGAGAGGGAGAUGGAGGAAGGUAAGCAAAAUAUUAUCAAAAGAAACACCUUCAAGGCUUCCAGUGAUAAGUUUGGCUGCAUCUGAUAUAGAGGUAGCCAUGAAUCUCGAUUACACUGCCAAAGAUACUUCCUUGCCAUCAAAUAUUUUGCAUGAAGUUCGCUUACAGAUUCCUCAGGAAAUGUUUGACAUAUCAAAAUUGGUUUGUGGGACAUAUAUUGAUUCACGGCUGCUAAUUUUACGAGGAAUAACUGGUUCCGCUCUGCUUUUUACUCGCACUUUUGAGAGCUGAUGGUGCAACUUUGUAAUCAUAUAAUGUGUUUAGUUCUUAGGACUAAAGCUCCAGAGCAUGUCCCAUUUCCCAAUCUUUCUGGGACAAGCAUUUUUUUAAUUCAGGUUGGAAUGCAUGUUACUUGCUACUCCUGUUAUUCUUCAAAGGAAGAUUCCUGUAUAGAAAUUCAUUGUUUUACACUACUCCUGAAAUUAUAAUCUAUAUUGUUAUGGCA